AAGUGCAAAAGAACCGUUGAACUGGCUGGCUUGACAUCGGAAAACUCUGUGGGGAAUACAGUGCUUUCAACGAAAUAUUUUGAUUGCUUUUUCAUGUCUCCCUCUGCAUAAAUAAUUAAUCACAUUGCGUGAAAGGACAACAGAGAAAGUCGAAGUUAACGCGGCAAAAAGCAAAUCGUACAUCAACUGGUUGGAUUUCAAGUUAAUGAAGGGCUCCUUAAAUUAUGUGACCAUUUCAGUUCUCAAACCCGUGGCAGCUGGCUGGUGUGCAUUUCGAACAAUCAAUCGAAAAUUAACAAGGCUGAAGACAACAAGAGUUUAACAGCAGAACACAAAAUGCGUGAAUGAUCCAUGACUUGAUUUGAACAUUAUGGAGCGUUUGUCGACAACAUUGGGCAGGAAGAAAGCAGUAGAUCCCAGUACCAUCCACACAACACAACUAUCUCGCUGUUUGAGCAAGUUUGAUUUAACCUCCCUCGGCGUCGCUGCUACUCUUGGAGCAGGAAUAUACAUAUUAAGCGGAACAUUAGCGCGAGGUGUGGCGGGACCAGGGAUAGUCAUAUCGUUCUUCAUCGCUGGAUUGGCAAGUUUAUUGGCAGGACUCUGUUACGCUGAGUUUUCGGCGCGUGUUCCGCGCGUUGGUUCGGCUUACACGUUCGCUUACGUUACAAUCGGCGAAUUAUGCGCUUUUAUAAUCGGUUGGAACUUGUUCCUUGAAUAUGUAAUUGCAGUGUCGUCAAUGGCUCGCGCUUGGAGUUCGUACUUGGAUGCUUCUUUGUUAAAUGACGCUAUCAAGAACUUUACGAUCACGGGAAUUGGAAAACUCGGCGUUUCCGGAGUAAUCGUGAGCUACCCCGACUUUUUCGCGUUUUUUCUGGUAUUAGUUGUUUCCGCGAUUUUAUGCUUCAAAGUGAAAUUUACCUCAGUGACAACUAAUGUUAUAACAACGGUAAACAUUCUUGUGAUAAUAUUUAUUAUCAUAUUUGGAGCCAUCUUUGCCGAGAGAAAGAACUGGACGGAUGAUUUUUUGCCCUAUGGUUUUUCAGGCGUCCUCACAGCUGCAGCACCUGCCUUCUUUGCGUUUGUGGGAUUUGAUGUGAUCGCAACCGCAGUGGAGGAGUCGAACAACCCUUCUAAGGAUGUACCAGUCGCCAUGAUCCUUACAAUUGGAAUUUGUUUCGUGGCCUAUUUUGGGGUCUCUGCCGUGCUGACUCUCAUGGUGCCCUAUAACCAGUUAGCUGAACGAGGUGCUCUGCCAGAGGUGUUUGCGAUGCGAGGAGCUCCAUGGGCCAAAUACAUCAUAGCUGUGGGAGCCCUCUGUGGAUUGACCGCAUCUUUGAUUGGAGGCCUGUUCCCUCUACCCAGAAUGCUGUACGCCAUGGCAAGCGAUGGCCUCAUUUUCAAAUUUCUUGCCAAGGUACAUCCAAAGACGGAGAUUCCAGUUAUUGCCACCGUCCUGUCUGGGGCCCUUGCGGCGUUCUUGGCCCUCAUAUUCGACCUUGAAGCUUUGGUUGAAAUGAUGUCCAUCGGUACCCUGUUAGCGUACACAAUAGUGGCCCUGUGCGUGUUGUUGCUUCGUUAUCAACCCGGCAGUGUAGGAAUCGUCAAAGGAGGGGAAAAGAUUUUCUUAACUAACGAAGAAACUGCAGACCACGAGGCCCCGAGGGAAGACACUCGAUUGACGCAAGAAACUGAUGGUCCGACUUUGCAAACUGCACGACUCGCUGCCAUUGGAAUCUAUUGCAACGUAGCGAUGUACUUCUUCAUAAGUAUUCUUCUCAUCUGGGGAGGCCAUGCUAUUUUGAAUGGGCGAGCAUGGGCCAUCUUCAUGGCAUGCUUAUUAGGGAUCCUCUUGGUCACUUUCAUCGUGCUCCUUGUACGACAGCCCCAGAACAAGACGCCCCUGCCAUUUAAAGUGCCAUGUGUUCCGGCCAUACCACUGUUCUCGAUCUUCAUUAACGUUUUUCUGAUUCUGAAGCUUAACUACUUGACGUGGAUUAGGUUCGCCGUAUGGAUGACAAUAGGUCUGUCCAUUUACAUUUUCUACGGCCUCCGACACAGCGUGGAAGGGAAGCGACAACAUGAACAAGAGGGAUACGUUCCCUUAGAAAGAAUUGACGGCAAAGAUGAUCAAGAUAAGGAUGUCGAAACUUUAGAGUGAAAUAGCUGAAAAUAAUUAUGAUUCAACAAAAUACAGAGAUUAUAUUGAGGUUUGCAGGGCGUUAGGUUUUACAAAAUUGUCAAUUCCGUUUAAUAUUUGAAGAUUUAUUUGAAAAAGAUCUACAAAUGUAAUGAUACGAAACAUUUCUUUGGUAACACUAAAUAUAGUCAAUAUCAUUUGUUUUAA
Molecule: messenger RNA, 2347 nt
Organism: Pocillopora verrucosa
Lineage: Eukaryota; Metazoa; Cnidaria; Anthozoa; Scleractinia; Pocilloporidae
Product: cationic amino acid transporter 2
Biological process (GO): amino acid transport; transmembrane transport
Cellular component (GO): plasma membrane
Molecular function (GO): amino acid transmembrane transporter activity
Source: RefSeq, a predicted model, not a curated record